Nomia melanderi (Alkali bee) is the source of this 504-nucleotide messenger RNA. Its product is annotated as histone H3. The record is from RefSeq and is a predicted model, not a curated record. Gene Ontology annotation, cellular component: nucleosome. Lineage: Eukaryota; Metazoa; Arthropoda; Insecta; Hymenoptera; Halictidae. Gene Ontology annotation, molecular function: protein heterodimerization activity; structural constituent of chromatin; DNA binding.
UUUCUCAAGAGGACUACUUCGAUUCUUCGUUGAUCUACUUCAACUACAUCUACGCUCGAGAUGGCUCGUACCAAGCAGACUGCCAGGAAAUCCACUGGAGGAAAAGCUCCUCGCAAGCAAUUGGCAACCAAGGCUGCCAGGAAAAGCGCACCAGCAACCGGUGGAGUGAAGAAGCCUCAUCGUUACCGCCCUGGAACCGUCGCUCUUCGUGAAAUCCGUAGAUACCAGAAGAGCACCGAACUUCUGAUCAGGAAAUUGCCCUUCCAACGUCUCGUCCGUGAAAUUGCCCAGGACUUCAAGACCGAUCUUCGCUUCCAAAGCUCCGCUGUGAUGGCCCUUCAAGAAGCUAGCGAGGCCUACCUUGUUGGUCUCUUCGAAGACACUAAUCUGUGCGCCAUCCAUGCCAAGAGAGUAACCAUCAUGCCCAAGGACAUUCAACUGGCCCGCAGAAUCCGCGGAGAGAGAGCUUAAAUUACUCUUCCUCGCAUAUAUAAAAACGGCCCU